Molecule: messenger RNA, 969 nt
Organism: Cylicocyclus nassatus
Lineage: Eukaryota; Metazoa; Nematoda; Chromadorea; Rhabditida; Strongylidae
Source: the annotation of a GenBank genome assembly
GGUCGAUGUAUACAUACGAUGACUAAAAGUGCCAUAUUAUUCUCUGUUUGCAAAGCGAUCGCUGAUUCUUCAGAGCCACUACUGAUAUGGGUCGUUUUGACGGAAAGGUCGUGAUUGUUACAGGCUCGUCGUCUGGCAUUGGAGCGGGAACAGCCCUUCUGUUCGCAAAAGAAGGAGCAAAAGUAACCAUAACGGGAAGAAAGGCUGAAGGGCUAGAGGCCACGAAAAAGUCCAUAAUCGAAGCUGGAGGUAAGGAAGAUGACAUCAAUGUUGUCAUUGCGGAUAUCACUGAUGCUGUUGGAAGAGAGAAGAUUGUCUCUUCCACGGUUGAAAAAUGGGGGCAAAUAGACAUUCUGGUGAACAACGCUGGUGGAUUCAUAAGAGAUGAAGCUGGAAAUGGUGGAAUUGCAGCUAGUCUUGAUGUGCUGCAAAAAACAAUGGAUGUGAAUACGUUUAGUGCCACCCAUAUGAUACAACUUGCUCGUCCAUAUUUGGUCAAAACACAGGGAGAGGUUGUCAACGUUUCCAGUGUUGCCGGACAGCCCAGAGGAAGGCCAAUGUUUGUCUACUACACUAUGGCCAAGGCUGCUCUAGAUCAGCUGACGCGAGGACUCGCUGUUGAACUGAUUGCUGAAGGAGUAAGGGUCAAUAGUGUAAGCCCUGGAGCGGUUGUCACAAAAUUCUGUCAAAGUGCCGGGAUGUCAGAUAAGGAAGCAGAUACUCUCUACAAAACAAUGGAAAAUACACCGGAUGCUCUUCCGAUAAGAAAAUGUGCACAACCAGAAGAGAUUGCAAAUUUGAUUGCAUUUUUGGCGGAUCGAAAAUUAUCACGUUAUAUCAUUGGACAGACGAUCGUCAUCGAUGGUGGUGAAAUGCUUGUGCCUGCCUCGGCGACAGUAGCUUUCAAGGAAGUAUAAUAGUUUUCUAUCGCAUGUCUAUUCGAAUUCGGUCAUAAACUUUUUCUCAUUU